Molecule: messenger RNA, 1133 nt
Organism: Periophthalmus magnuspinnatus
Lineage: Eukaryota; Metazoa; Chordata; Actinopteri; Gobiiformes; Gobiidae
Gene: ghitm
Product: growth hormone inducible transmembrane protein
Exons: 9
Coding region: 89-1132 (347 amino acids)
Cellular component (GO): mitochondrial inner membrane
Source: RefSeq, a predicted model, not a curated record
CUCGCGGCCGUUGCGUCAGAAUCCUGCGCACUUGAGUCUGAGGUGAACGGCGAACCUGUCUCUGCGGGUUCACAUCAAACUCAGAAUCAUGCUGGUGGCGAGGCUGUCGUGCCUCCGGGCUGUUCCUCUCUCUGGGCUGCGUCCAGUUUUCACUCAGAGUGUCCCUGCUCUCAGGACGUCCUGUCUGAAGACCUGCUCCCCGCUGCUACGGCAACAGGGUUUGUCGACCAAGUCCAGGUUUGGUUUCCGUAAAGUUCGAUCGGCCAAAGAGACGCUCAAAGAGACGGCGUUUGGGCCGGUUUCAGAGACCGCCAUCAAAAUCGACAGCACAGGGAGGUUGAUCCUGGCCGGAGGAGCUGCAGUGGGACUGGGAGCUCUGUGUUACUAUGGACUGGGAAUGUCCAAUGAGAUCGGGGCCAUCGAGAAGGCGGUGAUCUGGCCUCAGUACGUGAAGGACCGGAUCCACUCCACGUACAUGUACUUCGCCGGGAGCGUGGGCCUCACCGCUCUGUCCGCCGUGGCCGUGAGCAGGACGCCGGCGCUGCUCGGGCUCAUGAUGAGGGGCUCCUGGCUGGCGAUCGGAGCGACGUUCGCUGCCAUGAUCGGAGCCGGGAUGUUGGUGAGGUCCAUUUCUUAUGAGCACAGCCCGAUGCCCAAACACCUGGCCUGGAUGCUCCACGCCGGCGUGAUGGGGGCGGUCAUCGCUCCUCUGACCCUCUUGGGCGGUCCCCUGAUGAUCCGCGCCGCCUGGUACACGGCGGGCGUCGUGGGCGGGCUCUCUACGGUCGCCAUGUGCGCGCCCAGCGAGAAGUUCCUGUACAUGGGCGGGCCUCUGGCGGUCGGGUUCGGGGUCGUCUUCGCCUCGUCCAUCGGCUCCAUGUUCCUGCCGCCGACCUCGGCCCUCGGCGCCGGCCUUUACUCCGUGGCCGUGUACGGGGGCCUCGUUCUCUUCAGCCUGUUCCUGUUGUACGACACUCAGAAAGUCAUCAAGAGGGCGGAGACGCACCCCCUGUACGGCGUCCAGAAGUACGACCCCAUCAACGCUUGCAUGGGAAUCUACAUGGACACUUUGAACAUCUUUAUGAGGCUCGUUAUGAUUCUGGCGAACGGAGGAGGAGGGAAAAGGAAGUAAA